GCUGGUCACCCUAUCAGCUGUUUUUAUUUAUAAUAAUAAACACCAAUGGAAUCUCAAUUUGAUAACACAGACGAAAACUAUUGGAAUCGCUCCUCGAGAGCUGCCUUUAGCUUUGAUGAUGAAGAGGACGUUGAUCUUGGUGAUGUGGGCGGCAGAACAAAAAUGGGACAGGGCAGCCAGAGCAGCAAAUGGGAUAAUGCAAUUUUUAAUGACGACACCAUCUCUGAGGCCAGCUUUGAUAAUAGCGCCGCACUGGGCACGCUGAAUCAUCUGUCAAUCAAAGCGAUACUGAGCGAUGAAGCGCUUAAGCUGGUGCUACAGGAACAGGCAGUGGACGAUCAAGUUAUGCCCAAGGGUGUGACGCCUGAGGAGGAGCUGAAGUUGCUGCGCCGUCAAAUACAGAGCACUCUGUACAGCCCCAAUCUGGAGCUGACCGCACAGAAGUUGCUGCAUGGCAAAGUGGCGCCGUUGGAAAUGUUCAAAUCACUGCUAGAGAAGCGUCAGCUGUUGGAUGCGGUGUUGGCCAACGGCGGUGAUGCGAUCAUUGGAGUACUAUUGUUCCUCAAACGAACCCUGAACGCCACCCAGUUCCAUGGCAUUCUGCAGCAGCGGCCCAAGGCGCUGGAGCACUAUCUCAGCUAUCUGCGUCAAUGUGGCGACGUGAGCAACUAUAUUGACACGCUGCAGCGCUUCGGGCGUCAUCAGGAAGCUGCUCUUAGGCAAUUUCAGGCGGCCCUGUCCUGCACUGAAUUGGCUACGCGUAAACAACAGCUGCAACGACUCAUCGAUGCCUAUGCGAGCGCAGGAGUGGGCAUAAUACCGUUAUAUGAGCAGGUCUUUCAUUCCGCACUGAAGCUCCAGCUGGUCCUGGAGAAGGAGCCCCUAGGUGAUCUGAGCCAACGGAUCGGUGACGACCCCACCCCCAUAGAGGUACUCUACGCGUGCUGUGCCCAAAACAAGAAUUGGAAAGAACAGGACAUGCUAAAGAUCAGCUCACCCCAGCGCUUUGCCGCCGAUCAGGAAAUCUCGCCUGCCCAAUACGAAUGGACGGCCUUAAAUGAACGUGCCCAGUCACAGGCCUACGCGGAUCUGGAGUGCAUCUUUGAGCGUGUGUCCGGCUGGCAUCCGCUCAAAUCGAAGCAGUUCCACAUCAGUUUCGAUCUGACCCUAGCCGUGCAGCGUCUCUUUGAGCUGCAGGCACCCGCCACAGUGCUGCAGCUCUUCCUGUCUAAGAUGAGCAACAGUCCCGAGAAGCUGGUGCUGGCACAACGAGUCAAAUGCAUCAAGGCCGUCAUUGAUGCCAUGGUCAGUAUGAAGCAGCAACAGGAACUGCAGCAAUUGAAGCAAACGCUGCCCGAUCGCUCCGAGGAGCAGUUCUACUGCGAGAAUGCGCUCAAAGCCCUGCAAAGCAAACGCUGGACCACGGACAACAUAAAACUGAAGCUGUAGCGAGCCAUCAUCAACUGACUUUGUAUAAAUGUAGUUUUUAUUACU
Drosophila arizonae is the source of this 1494-nucleotide messenger RNA. RefSeq names its product Vacuolar protein sorting 16B (gene Vps16B). Gene Ontology annotation, biological process: vacuolar transport; intracellular protein transport. NCBI's taxonomy places the organism in Eukaryota, Metazoa, Arthropoda, Insecta, Diptera, Drosophilidae. Gene Ontology annotation, cellular component: cytoplasm. The record is from RefSeq and is a predicted model, not a curated record.